AUGACGUGCUGCUCUCAUACGGAAAGUACUGGCCAGAUCGACACGGUCAAUGUAAAGAGUCUAGUCCUGCACCUGCCUGCAUCUCUGGGCAGCACCUGUUGGUUCACUCUUCACCCAUUGGUGCCAUUGCCACACCCUCGUCAUGAUGAGGUGGUGAACCAUCGAGAAGGGCGCAAGACAAUGCGCGGGAAGGUGCCCCACCAGCAGCUGGCCACCAAGGCAGCUUGUAAGAGAGCGCCAGCCAAGAACAGCAUGAAGCUGCACCACUACCGGCCCAACACCAUGGCUCUGCAUGAAAUCUGCCACUACCAGAAGUCCACCGAGCUGCCUAUCCGCAAGCUGCCAUUCCAGCAGGUGGUGUGUAAGAUUGCGCAGGACUUCAAGACAGACCUGCACUCCCAGACCUUGGCCGUCAUGGUGCUGCAGGAGGGGUGCAAGACAUACCUGGUGGGGCUCUUCAAGGAUACCAACUUUUGCACCAUCCGUGCCAAGCACGUCACCAUUAUGCCCAAGGACAUCUAG
Messenger RNA from Sorex fumeus (smoky shrew), 522 nucleotides. RefSeq names its product histone H3.1-like. Gene Ontology annotation, cellular component: nucleosome. The record is from RefSeq and is a predicted model, not a curated record. NCBI's taxonomy places the organism in Eukaryota, Metazoa, Chordata, Mammalia, Eulipotyphla, Soricidae. Bases 1 to 522 code for a protein of 173 amino acids. Gene Ontology annotation, molecular function: DNA binding; structural constituent of chromatin; protein heterodimerization activity. The transcript has 2 exons.